AUGAGUAUUCACAAAAAUAUCGAAUGGACUAUAAUUAAAACCUAUGAAGAGGAUGAUUUUGUUUGUGUCGAUUUUCAUGGCAAAAAGAAUUCAUCUCUGGUUGAUUCAUUAACAAAUAAUUGUGAUUCAAAUAAAGAUUACAUUAAUGAUUUUGAAAGUUCUCGAGUUAAAUCCAAACCAUGCUCUGAUAAAAAGAGAAAUCAGAUUUCUAGUUUAAAAUGUACUUUUGAAGAUGAAUAUUAUCCAGAAUGGAAUAAAUAUAUUUCAAAAUUCCGAAAUGCGAUUUAUUAUGAUGAAGUGGAAAAGCAACAAAAUCAAAUUAAAGAAUUAAAAAUAAUACAAGGAAAGGUUGAAAGAGAUCUUGAACACUAUAAAAGAAAUCCAAAAAUAUUUAAAGAAGCUCACGAUAAAUAUAUUGAGAAUCAAAAACAAAUAAAAAAACUUGAUGAAAUCAUUAAUAAAUUACUUCAAGAGGUUUACAAACUCAAUCAAUUACGAGAUGAAGGAAAAUAUCUCCUGGAUAAUAAAAUAUGUUUUGGAUUAUCUAAUGUAGAUUAUGAAACUUUGCGAAAAUUUCCCGCUGAAUGCUUCCCAGCUUUUCUUGUAGAGUUUAAUCAUAGAAGAGAUUCAAAAUCAAUUCCUAAAGGUGAUUUGAGAUAUUUGGAUUCAUUACCGCAAGGUAUUAAGGAUAAUAUUAUUAAGUCAACAAAUAAAUAUAACAUCAAAUUUACUAUUGAUAUGUUUAAUGAAGAUGAAAAACGUAGUUUAUAA
Molecule: messenger RNA, 771 nt
Organism: Funneliformis caledonium
Lineage: Eukaryota; Fungi; Glomeromycota; Glomeromycetes; Glomerales; Glomeraceae
Source: the annotation of a GenBank genome assembly